Leucoraja erinaceus (little skate) is the source of this 6534-nucleotide messenger RNA. Its product is annotated as differentially expressed in FDCP 6 homolog. The transcript has 12 exons. The record is from RefSeq and is a predicted model, not a curated record. Lineage: Eukaryota; Metazoa; Chordata; Chondrichthyes; Rajiformes; Rajidae. The coding region runs from base 959 to 2812 and encodes 617 amino acids. Gene Ontology annotation, cellular component: cytoplasm; nucleus.
UGACAACGGUGGUCAGAGAGAGCAGGGCAGUGGGUGUUAUUUAUUUGGAUUUUAUUAAUGCAGUUAAUAAAGUCCCUCGUGGUAGGCUGAUCCAGAAGAUUAAGAUGCAUGGGGUCCAUGGUGAAUUUGAUGUUUGGAUUCAGAACUGGUUUACUCACAGAAGACAAAUGGUGGUGGUGGUGGAAGGAUGUUUUUUUCUGACUGGAGGGUCUGUUACCAGCAGGAAUUUGUGCUGGGCCUUUGUACUUUGUGAUACAUAUAAAUGACAUGAAUGUAAAUGAAGAUGGGUUGGUUAGUAAGUUUGCAGAUGACACCAACAUUGCUGGAAUUGCAGACCGUGAGGAAAAUUGUCAAAGUAUACAGUGCGAUAUAGAUGAGCUACAGAAAUGAGCAGGGAAAUUUGAUGGUGGGGUUUAAUUCAUACAAGUGUCGGGUGUUGCACUUCAGGAAGUUGGAUGUAAGGAGAAAGUAUAUAGUCAAUGGCAAGACUCUCCACAGCAUUGAUGCACCAGUGCGUCCAUCACCAUCCACGAGAUGGUGGCAUUGCAACUCGUGUGAGCGAACAGGGUGGAGAGGGGGAGAAAGACAUCUCGACGAACUCUUCGGGUGAGGACGACGACCGCGUUUGUCGCCGCGGGAGAGCGUGUGCUGGGACUAGACGCCUGGAAGCGGGGCGUGUGGAGAGGGUCUCGGAGCCGCCUGAAGCCCGGGCGAUCCCCGCGGCCAGCGGGCCCUUGGUGAGGACACACCCCGCCUCGGGGCGGCUUCCACGGGACAUCAGCCCAGCUGCGAGGCCGGAAGUGUAGCGGGGUGGGGAGAGAAAGAAGAAGAGAGAGAUCACAAAGCCAGGUAGAGCCGCUCAAGCGGCCGCACCCUACCCUCGACCAGCAGAGGGGCUAGCACGGCCUUCCCGGCCGAAUAGCCCGCGGCUGCUCGCCCAGUACAGCGGGAACCAAGCAUGGAUCUGAAGAGCGAGCUGCUGAAGUCUAUCUGGUACGCGUUCACCGCCCUGGACCGAGGGAAGAGCGGCAAGGUGUCAAAGUCUCAGCUGAAGGUGCUGUCACACAGCCUGUACACGGCGCUGAACAUCCCUCACGACCCCACUGUCCUGGAGGAUCACUUCCGAGAUGACAAUGACGGGCCCGUCUCCAGCCAAGGCUACAUGCCUUACCUCAACAAGUACAUCCUGGACAAAGCACAAGAUGGUAAUUUCGACAAGGAAACUCUCAAUGAACUCUGCUGGACGCUGUCAGCCCGUAAGAACUACACGCCCUCCAAGAGCCAGAGCCUGAUCGGUGCGAGAGAGGCCUUCAUGCUCUGGUGUCUUUUCAACUUCCUGUCCGAGGACAGGUAUCCCCUGGUCAUGGUACAAGAGGAGGUUGUGUACUUGUUAAGGAAGUUGUUCACGGCGACGGGACACGAGUGGCUUCAUGAAGAGGAUCUGAGUGACCAUUUUACACAGAACCCCUCCCUUGAGAGGGCAGUCACUGUCUGGCAGUUCUUGGACAUGAUAGAAUCGGGGAAGUUGACCAAGCCAGCCAGCAAAGAGUCAUUCGCUCUGGGGAUCCAGUCGGCUUAUGAGGAGUUGGUGUUGGACGUGACGCAAAAGGGCUACAUGUGGAAAAAAGGAAUUGUUCUGCGGAACUGGAUUGAGCGCUGGUUUGUGCUGAAGGCUUGCACCAUCUUGUACUAUGUCAACGAGGACCUCAAGGAGAAGAAGGGGGAAAUUCAGCUCGAUAAGGACACCGUGGUUGAGGCGCUCCAGGACAAGGACGGCAAGCGCUGUUUGUUCUGCAUCAAGACUGCGAAUCGAGCGUACGAGCUGAGUGCAUCUGACACCAAGCGUCGGCAGGAGUGGAUGGAGAGUAUCACCAUAGCCAUUGGGCUUCAGGCAGAGAACAAGCCGCCUCUGCACAGGGAGCAGAAGGCCCGGCGGCGGGAACACCGACAGCAAGUAGCACAGAGGAGGAAGGAGGAGGAGCAAUGCCUGGCGGUGUUGCAGCAGGAGAAGCAAAAGCAGCUGCAGGAGCUAGAGAAGCUCAGACAGGCCCAGGAAGAUGCUCGGGCCAUUUGGCACAACAAGGAGUUCCAGUGGACGGAGCAGCAGGAAGAGAUGGAGCAGGUGCUGCAGAAGCAGCUACACCAGGCUCAGGAGGACAACCUCCACCUGCAACUGGAGGUGGAGCAGAAAGAGGUGGAGGCAGGAUUUCACCGCCGCCGGAUUCAGGAGCUGGAGCGGAUGCAGCGAGGGCUGGAGCAGGCGUUGGAGGUGGAGAUCCAGGCGCGCACUAGCGAGCAUGCGGCACGCUCGGCACAGGCACGGCUGUUGCAGGAGGAGGAGGAGAAGCUGAGGGAGCUAAUGAGGCUGAAGUCGGAGCAGGAUCUCAACCCUCUGCUCUGGCAGGAGGAGCGGCAGCAGAUAACCCACGAGGCACAAGCUCUGCAGCAAGCAGUGGAUGAGCUGAGGAAGAACCGUCGGCAUCACAAGCAGGAUCUGGCUGCGGCGAAGACAAAGCGGAGGCAGGCGAGUCGAUGUGUGAAACAGUGGAACGUGCAGCUGACCCGACUGAUGCAGCCGAUUGGGCCUGGGGACACCCACGGUAAACAAAGAAGCAACGUCAUGAGCCACAGAGGGGAUGGAAUCUUCGUUCCCACGAACCACGGUCCCAAGGACCCCCAUCACAAGACAAGGACACGAGGAAAGGGCGACAGACCUAUGGGCUCAACCCAGGUCUCGGAGGACUCGUCAGAAUCCGACUCUGAUGACUAUGAAAACGUGGAAGAAUAUUUGAAGAACGUGUCACUGAAGUGAUCGAUGUCGUCGUAGGAGUGCAGCAGUUGGUUGUGAUAGACUGCAGAGUGUGAGAUAAGUGUGAAUAAUGCCAGGCAGGUUUCUCACCACCCUGUGUACCAGCAAUAGACCCAGUGCUAGUUUCCACUUCCUCAGUGGAUUAGAGUACCUCCAAUUUACAGGCAGUCUUUGUGAAGCCACAUGGAGGUUGGGGAAAGCAGGAGAGACAGACUCAUCAGCACAAGUGGCACUGAUACAUCAAACCAAUGAUAAAAUAUUCCUAAAACUCAUCUAUGCCUCAUCUUUCUAUAGGCUUAUUGUUAUAUUUGCAGUGACUGAUGUGGAAAAUAAUUCACUAAAUGCCUGUGGUGGAGUCUUUCCCGAGAAAGUUCCGUUUUGGUCACCCUGUUAUAGAAAGAAUGUCAUUAAGCUGUAAAGAGUGUAGCGAAGAUUUACAAGGAUGUUGCCAGCUCCUGAGGGCCUGAGCUAUAGGGAGAGGUUGGGCAGGCUAGGUAUUCAUUUGGGCCUGCUCCCAAGCUGUAAGACUAUGACUCUAAUGGAAGAGGAAUGAGAGAUGCAAUGAGGCUGGAGGUUGGAGGUGGGCGGAGAGUAACAUAUCCAUCAGCUGAGAGAUGGGAAGAGAGAUUCACUUGUGGAAAUAUUGUUGGCACGGGAGGAGGGACGGGAGAUGAAUGGAGAUGGGGUUGUGGAUGGAGCUCUCUGGAUAAAACAGUUCUGAAUACUUAUCUGUUCUACUCGCUACAUCCUGAAAGAACUCUUAAGACAUCAGUCAUAAAUUAAUGUUAACUCUGCCCAAUGUAAUGUUAUUACAUGCAGCACAUGAAUGGCAGCAUUUUCCCCACCACUAACAUCAGGCUUACAGACUAGUAGUUCAUGUUUGCUCUCUAUAUUCUUUCUUAAAGUGUGGGCUCAUAUUUGCUACUACAGGAGCAACUCUAGAAUCUACAAACAUUGGAAGAUAUUAAUCAGAAUCUCUAAAGCCACCUCUUUCAAAACUCUUUAAUGUAGAUUACCUGGUCUUUAGGAUUUAUCAGCUUUCAAGCUCACUGACUUGUCUAGCACUAUUUCUGGAUUCUGAAUUAUUUCCUUCAGCACCACAUGCUCUCUGGACCCUCGCUUCACAUAUAAAUUGUGCAGGUUUUGCGCUUUAUUGUCUUCUCUGAAGACAAAAACAAAGGAUUUGUUUAAUUCCUCUGCCAUUUCCUUAUUCCCCUUUGUAAAUGUUCCUGUCUCUAGUCUGUAAGGUGUCCCAUUCAUCCUCGUUUACCUUCUUAUGAACCAAUAUAACUAAGUUUGUUUUUUAUCUUUUCUCGCCAAUCUACACUUCACACUUCUAUCUUGCCUUUAUCAAUUCCUUGGCCCUCCUCUGCUAAGUUCUAAAAUGUGCCCAGUCCUCAUGCUUACUGUCAUUUCUGGCAACUUUAUGUGCCUUGAGUUUAGAUUGAAUACUAGCUCUAAUCUGAUAGCAAUAAAUAGGCUCUUCAGCCUGCAGAGUCAGUGCUGUCCAUUAGUCUCCCAUUAACACCAAUCCAACGUUAACCCUAUUUUUUAAUCUCCUCACAUUCGCAUCAAUAUUCCCCACCGAUUCUACUACCUACCAACACUUUUCUAUUCCUUUGCUCUUCAGAGAUAGAUUCCAAUUCUUUGACAUGAUCAGUCAAUAUAAUUUCUCCCCACUGCAUUUUAACCUCUCCAAUAAUAAUGCCAUGUCAUCCCCCCCCCCCCCCCAUUUCUCCCAAAAUGGCAAAUAUCCUGGAAUAUUUAUUUGCUAGGUUUGUUCACCAAGUAUUGGCAAUGAAGUGUUUCACUUUGAACCUUGCUAAUUUCCCCUUCCUGCUUUAUCUUUCUCCUCGAAUUUCCUCUGAGGUUCCCAUCCCGCGAGCAAGCUGGUGUGGAGCAAGCUGAGAGAGGGAUAUCGGAUAAAGAUAUUACCAAUGCUGCAAGACAAGUCCAUGGACUUACUGAAACUAGGGAAGAUAUGCCCAUGGCUUAAGAAGUUGUGUAGGAAGGAACUGCAGAUGCUGGUUUAAGCCAAAGAUAAGACACAAAAUGCUGGAGUAACUCAGCAAGACAGGCAGCAUCUCUGGAGAGACAGAAUGGGUGAUGCUCAGGGUCGAGACCCCCCUUCAAUUGUGUGGAAGAAUGUAUGUGAUGAGAUGUGACAUAAGAGCAAAGGAGAAAAAACUAGUAAGACAUUUCACUCCACUUAUCUACCCAGCCAUUCACCCAAUUUCCACAUGACACCUAUCUUCCUUGAAAGUCCACAAAUCGUGAUUAUUGUUGAUACUAAAUACACACACCCCUUUAUAUGGAGAGAUCUAAAGAUUCACAAUACUUUAAAGAAGUUGCUUCUUCGACUCCUUUGUAAAUGGUUGACCUUUUGUUUUGCACAAUUGUGUCUCUUGUUCUGGACCUUCCACCAAGGGGAAACAGGCACUCUGUAUCUCUCAGCAUCUUAUAUAUUUCAAAGAGAUCAUUCUUUAAUCCAGUCAAGAGGGUGUUCUACUGAAUGAUAAGACAACCCACUCACCCAGCAAGCAAUCUGGACAAUCUACAUCAUACAGAAUAUCUGUGGAGGGGGAUGAACCAAACACAGGCAAAUGGGACUAGGUUAGAUGGGGCAUCUUGGGCAGCAUGGAUGAGUAGGACAGAAUGGCCUGUUUCCAUGUUGUAUGACUAUCACACCAUCUAUUCCAAAACUAAAUUCAAAUGACACUCUGGCUGUGGGUUACUGAAGUUCUGAAAUGUCACCGUUUUUCUUAACCCACCCUUUGCGGUGAAGGCCAAUAUAUUCUUUGUUAGACUUGCAUGUCAAACCUUUGUGUUUUAUUCCCUACAAUCAAGAUCCCAAUGUGCCAAAACCUUUAGUAUCUUCUCACUAGAAAGAUAUUCCAUUGUUCUUUCCAUUAAAAUGAAUGACAUCAUUGAAUUAUAAGCAUCUAAGCUAGUCCAAUUUUCCUGUAUUUGGCCAUAUCCCUCUUUAUUUCCUAUCCAUGUACCCGUCUUAAGUGCCUUUCCAAUGCUGUGAUAGUACAUGGCUUAACUACCUCCUCUGGCAGCUUGUUCCAUAUACCCACCACUCAGUCAAAAAAUUGCCCCUCAGGUUCAAGUAUAUAUAAGAUGUUGCCGCUCUCACUUUAAACCUAUGUCCUCUGGUUCUUAAUUUCCCUUCCCUUGGAAAAUACUUUGUGCAUUCACCCUAUGAAUUUCCCUCAUGAUUUUAUAUAAUUCUACAAGAUCACCCUUCAGCAUCCUGCGCUCCUAGGAAUAAAGUCCUAGCACGUCCAACCAUUCAUGAUAGCUCAGGCCCUUGGGUGUUGGAAACAUCCUCCUAAAUCUUCUCUCCACUCGUUCCAUCUUAAUGGCAUUCUUCCUACAGGGUGACCAAAACUGAAUGCAGUAAUCGAAAUGUGGCAUCAUCAAUGUCUUGUACAACUGCAACAUAACCUCCCAACCUUUAUAGACAAUAUACCGACUAAUGAAGUCCAUCAAAAGCCUUCUUUACCACCAUAUACACAGUGAUACCACUUUCAGCUAACUAUGUACCUGUACGCCUUUGGGACAGUGCAGUGGCACAGCGUAUCUGCAUCAAACUCCAGCUAUACAAUCUCUCCUUAUAACUAAAACCCCUUAUUCCAGGCAACAUCCUGGCAAAUCUCUGGUGCAAUCUCUAUAGCUACCACAUUCUUUUGAUGAGAAUAAAAUGGGAGUAGUAUAAGGGG